CCAAGAGUCACAGACGAAAAUAAACGCUUCCUGCAACGGCAGAAUGGUGGUAUUAUCGUUAUCUGUAGCGCCCUACAAAAAUCUCCAAAUUAGCCAACACACACACUCCUAGAUGCGCUGCAAACUACAUCACCAUGUUUAAGAAAGCUAAAAGGUGCAACUUAAGGCGGCGGAAUGACUCGGACGAUGAGGAGAAAAAGGAGGAUCAGCAGUCAAGCGGGCCCGGAGCCGAAGCCUCGGCGAACCCGAGCGAGACCACCACCGCCACUGGCCCCGGCACCGGAGCAAACAUGCUGAACAACCACGGGAACGGAUUUCAGUCCGGUGCAGUCAAAUCCAACAAAGAGAAGAAGAAAAAGAAGGAGAACCGCGAGGAACCGAAAGCGAGUCUGUUGAGCUUCCAUGAUGAUGAAGAUGAGACUGAAGUGUUCCGGGUUAAGAAAUCCAACUACAGCAAGAAGAUUGUCAAGCAGUUGAAGAAAGAAUACAUGGAGGAUUUAGGAAAAAGUGAUACCAUACAGGGACAAAGCACAUGCUUUGAUGGUGGACCUGUUCAGAAGCUGGCAAUUAAAGAAGAGCCCUUAGAUGGCAGAAGUGAGCAGGGAGAAGAAGAAAUGGAGGUGGACAGCAAUGAGGAACAGGUGGAGGAGAGUGAGCAAAGAUCUGGGGGUGCAGCGUUCAGCCAGACUACUUCUGCCCUCAGCUCUCUCAGGCCAGGCGAGAUCCCGGAUGCGGCCUUCAUCCACGCCGCUCGUAAACGUAGACAGAUGGCUCGAGAUCUUGGGGGUGACGGUCCAUUGGUGGAAAACAAGGUGACAAACAAGCGUCUUGUACGUGAGGAUGAGCAAGGCGGCAGUGACGACGAUGAAGAUGAGAAGAGAAUUGUCUUCAGUGGCGUUAAUAUGAAGAGUCAGAGGCAGAAAAUAGCUGAAGAGAUUGGCAUUGAGGGCAGUGAUGAUGAAGCUCUGGAUAAUGGACAGGAUGAAGAAGUGAGCCGCUGGGAACAGGAGCAGAUCAGAAAGGGCAUCAGCAUUCCUCAGGUCCAAACCUCCCAAGCGGAGGAAACAGCAAUGUAUUACCAAGGCACUUAUGAUGCACAGCCCUAUGGAGCUUCCUACACCAUGCCAUAUACCUACACCAAUGUUGGAGCAGACAACAGCAAGCCUUUGAGAACAGAGACUUCAGUCCCCUAUCCCAUUCCCUCUAGUGAUCUGACCCCUAUAACCACAGAUCUGGUAAAGAAACGUCUCAAAGACAGGCUGAGCUUCAUGCGUCAGGGGCACAGUUCCAAUGCCCUACGCUAUGAGCAGAUCCAGGAGGAGCUGGUGGCCUCCAAUAAGACCAUCCAGCUCCUGGAAGGCUCCUCGCAGGAGGCUGAAGACAAAUAUAGAUUCUUGCAAGAAAUGCGAGGGUAUGUUGGAGACUUGCUUGAGUGUUUCAGUGAAAAGGUGCCUGUUAUUCUGGAGCUAGAGGCCGCCAUGCACCAGUUACUACGGCAACGGGCAUCCCGUCUCAUCCAGAGAAGACAGGAUGAUAUUAAAGAUGAAUCGUCGGAGUUUUCCAGCCUUUCAAGUAAGGCUGUUGUUACUCCUAACCUGGACUUAUUUGGUCGAGAUCGCACAGCCUAUCAAGAGCACGCCAAGCAGAGGAGGAUAGCCGAAAGAGAAGCCAGACGAACUCGCCGCAGACAAGCUCGAGAACAGAAUGGGAAGAGAGCUGAACAUAAGGAGGGGCUGUCCAGUGAUGACGAGGAGACAUCCACUGACAUCACCAGCUACAACCUAGAGAGAGAUCGCAUUUUAAAAGAGUCGAAGAAGGUUUUUGAGGAUGUGGUGGAUGAUUUCCACUCUCUGGACAACAUAAAGUCUCACUUUGAGACUUGGAGGAAGCUGUAUUUUACAUGCUACAGAGAUGCCUACAUUGGCCUGUGUCUGCCCAAACUCUUCAACCCACUUAUUCGACUGCAGCUCAUUAUAUGGUCUCCACUGGAGGUGGAGUGUCCAAACUUUGAGUACAUGCUGUGGUUUGAGUCUUUGUUGUUCUACGGCUGUGAGGAGCAGAGUACCCUGAAGAAAGAGGAGGACGUAGAUAAUAGCCUACUGCCUGCCAUUGUAGAAAGAGUCAUUCUUCCCAAAUUGGCAGUAUUGACGGAUCAGGUAUGGGAUCCUCUCUCCAGCAGUCAGACGUCCAGACUGGUGGCUUUCAUGCAGAGGCUGAUCAAAGACUAUCCCACUGUGCUACACGGGGAAAACCGCAACACACAAGAGCUUCUGAGGACUAUAGUCAUGCGAAUACGACGGACUCUUGAUGAUGACAUUUUCCUGCCACUGUUUCCAAAAAAUGUUAUGGAGAACAAGAACUCUGGUCCUUACCUCUUCUCCCAGAGGCAGUUUUGGACUUGUGUGAAGUUUCUGGGCAAUAUCUUAAAGUGGGAUGGGAUACUGUCUCAGUCCGUGCUGAAGGAACUGGCCGUGGACAGCACACUAAACCGCUACAUUCUUUCAGCCAUGCAGUCCGUAGAUGUCAGCGAAGAGAGUGUAGAGAAAUGUCGCAAGUUGGUGGAGUGUUUUCCUGUCCAAUGGUUCAGCAGUAUGAAAGGACAGCAGACUCUUCCUCAGUUGGAGAACUUCUGCAGAUAUAUGAAACACGUGGCCAGCAGUAUUUACCGCAGCUGUGUGGCAGGAUCAGAUAUAGAGAAGAGGAAUGCAAGGGAACAUAUAAAGGAGGUGGUUAGGCUUCUUGGUCGGCUCAACGCUUUAGACCACGUGAUUACUGUUGCGACUGAGCAUGGCAUUAAAGAUAUAAAGACUCUACUCGAAAACAAGUGAACGACAAGACAUAAUGCCUGACCACUGACCAUUUUUCUGAUGAACCUUAAGGUGUAAAUAUUGUGAAUAGUGUACAAUUUUUGUGAGGCUUAAGCAUUUUUUUGUUUGGAGCUGGAGCUGAUGGGACAUUCUGCAAAAUUGGUGGAAUCUAAUGACGUUUCUCCAUCAGGGAUGGAUACAGGUUAGGCAAAAAGAUGAUCUGGGACUUUAGAGCUGAAAUACAGUGAAACGGCCACUCAUGGCCUUUUGCUGGUUUACCAGCAUUUGUGUUUGUCCUGGAUUUGAAGUGCACUCCCUUGUGUUAAAAAUUCUGUAAUCUGUUUUCUGUGGAGACAUCUCUACUUUUUACUUCAUAUUUUUAAACAGACGAGAUCUCUUAUUGGAUCUUUUAAAGUGUGACCUGUUAAGUCCAUCAUUUUGCAACGUCUUUACCUGCAAACUUGCUUCAAAAAACACAUUACAACUAUUUGUUUGGUUUUUAAGCAGGUUACUUAUAUUUUAACAGUGGUGAAGAAAUAUUUACUUGCAGCCUUGGGUUGAUUGAUCCAGAAUUUGAAAGCUUUUGGCUUUCUCAUGUGCCCGCCUCAUCACUAAUCAAGUUAAAUUUGACUUGCUGGCAAAAACAAAGCUAUGUGCUGCAAAAAUGAAUAUACAUCUGUCAUUUGUUAGGGUGUCUUCCCCUGGUCCCUGAAAUAUGUUUUAUUUGCAUAAAUAAAAAGUGAAUGGA
Molecule: messenger RNA, 3555 nt
Organism: Myxocyprinus asiaticus (Chinese sucker)
Lineage: Eukaryota; Metazoa; Chordata; Actinopteri; Cypriniformes; Catostomidae
Product: PAX3- and PAX7-binding protein 1-like
Exons: 18
Coding region: 135-2828 (897 amino acids)
Biological process (GO): positive regulation of transcription by RNA polymerase II; mRNA splicing, via spliceosome
Cellular component (GO): nucleus
Molecular function (GO): DNA binding
Source: RefSeq, a predicted model, not a curated record